AUGCUGCUGCAUAGGAAUGCUAAUAUGCUGGAAUUGGAUAUGUCUGGAAAUGGAAUGAUAGGUACUAUUCCUGAUGUUAUGCAAAAAUUCUUUCCCCACAUCCAACAUUUGAAUUUGUCCAGGAAUUCUUUAAGUGGUGCUAUCCCAUCUUCACUUGGUGAUUUGAGGGAUUUACGAGUACUGGAUUUAUCUAAUAAUGAAUUAUCUGGAGAAGUACCAAAGGGAUUGUUUACAAACAUAUCUGAGUUGUUUUUCUUAAAACUAUCAAAGAACAAGUUGCAGGGUCAGGUACUCUCAGGAAACUUAAAUUUAGGUAAAAUCCAAGAGCUCCACUUGGAUAGCAACUGUUUCACAGGUAAAAUUGCAAAUGAGCCCAGAAAAUAUAAUGAUCUGAUGAUUUUAGAUAUUAGCAACAACUUUUUUACUGGUAUGAUCCCUGGAUGGAUAAGCAACACAAGUGAGUUGUCUGAACUUGUGGUGAGAAAUAACAGUUUGGAAGGCAGGUUUCCUUGUGGACCAACUUUGUUCACUUUUCUUGAUAUCUCACAAAAUUCUUUUUCUGGUCCAAUCCCAUCUUGCUUAAACUUGCAAUAUGUGAAGCAUCUUCAUUUGGGUUCUAACAGAUUUACUGGAUCAAUACCCAAUUCCUUUUAUAAUUUGACUAAUGUUUUGACUUUAGACAUCAGUAACAAUGACUUGUCUGGAAGGAUUCCUAAAUUCCUUGGUGAACUAUCCAAUUUAAGGAUUCUUCUCAUGAGAAAAAAUAAGUUUCAUGGUUCUAUUCCAAAACACUUGUGCCAAUUAUAUAAUGUAAGUUUGAUGGAUUUAUCCGACAACUCCCUUUCUGGUUCAAUACCUAACUGCCUAAAAAAUAUAACCGAGCCAAGUUACCUUGCAUUCCUUAAAAGAACCAUAUCAUGGUAUCCCAUGUCUUCCUCUUACUAUUAUAAUAGUGUUCUACAGAGGUGGCAGCCUGCCUAUGUCAAUAACCAAGGGUUUGAAACACAAGACGAAGUUGAGUUUACAACAAAAAGGCUCUUUCUCAGCUAUAAGGGUGGCAUACUUGAUUACAUGGCAGGAUUGGAUUUUUCCUGUAACAAACUUACAGGUGAAAUCCCACAACAACGGGGAUUCUUAACCCAACUUCGUGCUUUAAACCUGUCUCACAAUCACCUGACUGGACCCAUUCCUGUGAACUUCUCAAAUCUUGCAAAAAUAGAGAGCUUGGACCUUUCUUCAAAUGGUUUGACCGGAAAUGUUCCAUCAGAACUGAUUAAGCUUACCUCGCUAUCUACUUUCAUUGUUUCUCACAACAAUCUCUCAGGCAGACUCCCAGAUAUGAAAGCACAGUUUGGUACCUUCACAGAGGCAAGCUAUGAAGGGAAUCCACUUCUUUGUGGACCACCACUCGUGAAGAAAUGCACAACUACUAAUUCACAGCUGACCAAUCCAUCGGAUGUAGAAGAAGACAAUGAGAAAUGGUAUGAUAUCGAUAUGGCAUACUUCUACGGAAGUUCUGGUUCGACGAAUGUUGUGUUCUUAUUGGGCUUUGUUGCGCUUCUUUACAUCAAUCCUUAUUGGCGCAAAUGGUGGCUAGACUUGGUUGAAGACUGUAUGUUUACAUGUUAUUACUUCCUUUAUGAUUCAGUCAGCUGGUUCUCCAUGCCCUUCCAUUAA
Molecule: messenger RNA, 1677 nt
Organism: Lactuca saligna
Lineage: Eukaryota; Viridiplantae; Streptophyta; Magnoliopsida; Asterales; Asteraceae
Source: the annotation of a GenBank genome assembly